UGGAAAUAACAUUUAUUGUUUACGAACAUACAUGCAGUGUUUACACACUUCUUAAAUGUUGUCUUUAAUGCUGCUGAUAAACCAAAGGAUAAAAAGUCCAACGGAACACAACAAAACCACAAUAAAUGUCAACGGGUGUUAUUAACAAUAUGGAAGAACUCUAGUAACAAUCACAUUUAAAGCGACAGGACGCGAAAGUUCCGGACUACAAAUCCCAGAGUUCCCUAGAGUCGAGGCGGAGCUACCUUCAAACUGAUAGCUUUUUCACCCAAUGAGAGCCAGAAAAUUCCUAACCCACAUUCAGCCCGGCCAGAAGGGCUGGUUUCUUGGCGUGCGAACACUAAGGUAUUACGCAGACUUUCUGAACAUGAGUGGCAGUUUCAGGGCCUAAGUCUAACUACUAAAUUAUUUCUCCCCGCAUUAGUCUCCUAGUGACCUUAAUAACUCUCUACCCAACUCUGGCUCGGUGGAAACUCGAACGUCUAAAUGCUGAAACUGACGUACAUCAGUACCAGCGGAUAAAUGUAGUCGACCAGGAGAAAGGCGGAAACCGCCUUAUUCUUGCCCUUUAUUGGCCACGCAUCCCACCAAUGGGGCCAUUACACUUCCGCUAACGCAAUGUAUGGCGUGGUGGUGUGAGAGUUGUACGUACGCUGGGUCUACGAAGGGGCAGCUGUUCUGCUCUCAUCCAAUCGGAAGCUAGCAAGAAUUCCCCGGGCCUCUAUGCCCCACAGCUUUCGCGUCGCGUUACGGCCCGCCUCUCUGCAGCCGACCAAUCCUCUUGAUUUUCUUGUGCGCAUUACCCAAUCAGAGAGGUCGAGGCGGGGUUCCAGUUGACCGCUCUACGCCGCGGCGCAGCCUGCGUUUUCUCCGGUACAGGUUGAGGGCUGGCUCCUGAGGUAUAUUUUGCUGGGCCAGGCUGGGCUGGGUCCCCGGGAUGGGCAGCCCUCUCGACGAGCGGCGACGCCGUGGUUGAGUCUAGAAAGCUAAAGUCGCUGGACAUCUAUCGCAGGAGCUACGAGGGACGUGGGAGGUCUGGUCGGAGUGUGCACGUGUUGGAGGUCUCGCCUCGCAGUGGGAGUCACCGGGUCAAACCUGCUGGCCCUCGCCAAAGAACCUUCUGCGGGGAAAGACGUGUUUCCUCCUGCUCUUCACUCUCCGCGGGUACUCUCCACCACCUUCUGAGUUUAGUAUAAUCCUUUCGUAGGCCAGAAAGCAGAUUUUCUCUUGGGAAGAGACGUCCCGUAGUAUGGGAUUUGGUAGGAUACCAGCAACUGGUUUAUUAUAUCGUUUAAACCACAUGGCUAUCUGAAGAGGUAUUUGUUACAAAUAAAGUGGUGAUGAACACGUGUACAGGUGUUUGUAUGGACAUAAGUUGUCAUUUCUCUUGAGUAAAUACCUAAAAGUGGGAUUGCUGGAGUUUUACUACCCUUGGAUGCUGCUGUUGAUAUGGAAAAGAUUGAGGAACAGUUUGCUAAUCUGCACAUUGUUAAAUCUUCCUCAGGAACCAAAGAGCCCACUUACCUUCUUGGUAUAGACACAUCAAAGACUGUCCAAGCAGGAACGGAAAACUUGGCUGCUGUUUUAUGUUCUAAUGGAUCAAUCAGAAUAUAUGAUAAAGAAAGGUUAAAUGUACUACGAGAAUUUAGUGGAUAUCCUGGACUUCUUAAUGGAGUCAGAUUUGCAAAUUCCUGUGAUAGUGUAUAUUCAGCAUGUACUGAUGGCACUGUGAAAUGUUGGGAUGCUCGAGUAGCCAGAGAAAAACCUGUUCAGCUCUUCAAGGGUUACCCUUCCAAUAUUUUUAUCAGUUUUGAUAUUAAUUGUAAUGAUCAUAUUAUUUGUGCUGGUACAGAAAAAGUUGAUGAUGAUGCAUUGUUGGUGUUUUGGGAUGCAAGGAUGAAUUCUCAGGAUUUAUCUACAACUAAAGACCCACUUGGUGCAUAUUCAGAGACACAUAGUGAUGAUGUCACUCAAGUACGUUUCCAUCCCAGCAAUCCCAACAUGGUAGUCUCAGGUUCAUCUGAUGGCCUGGUAAAUGUAUUUGAUAUUAAUGUUGAUAAUGAGGAGGAUGCACUGGUUACAACCUGUAACUCAGUUUCAUCAGUAAGCUGUAUUGGUUGGUCUGGGAAAGGUUAUAAACAGAUUUACUGCAUGACACAUGAUGAAGGAUUUUAUUGGUGGGAUCUUAAUCAUCUGGAUACUGAUGAACCAGUUACACGUUUGAACAUCCAGGAUGUCAGAGAGGCAGUUAACAUGAAAGAAGAUUCUUUGGACUAUUUGAUUGGUGGCCUGUACCAUGAAAAGACAGACACAUUGCAUGUUAUUGGAGGAACAAACACAGGAAGGAUUCACUUGAUGAACUGCAGCACGUCAGGACUGACUCAUGUGACUAGCCUUCAGGGAGGGCAUGCUGCUACAGUCCGUUCUUUCUGUUGGAAUGUGCAAGAUGAUUCUUUGUUGACUGGAGGAGAAGAUGCACAGUUGUUACUUUGGAAACCUGGAGCUAUAGAGAAGACCUUUACUAAGAAAGAGAGCAUGAAAAUAGCAUCCUCUGUGCACCAACGAGUACGAGUUCAUAGUAAUGAUUCUUAUAAAAGAAGGAAAAAGCAGUGAUAAUGCAUUUGACACUUUGGUAGGUUUUAUAGUUUCAAGUAGUCCUUUUUGUUUACUACCCAUGGUAGACAUGUUUAAAGCUUUAUGUAAAAACAAGCAGUUAGCAAACAGUCCGGGAAAAAUACAAGGAGAAUGGUUUAAUUCCGGUCUUCACAUAUUCUAAAAAAUUUUAAAGCCUCUAAGUAUAAAAUCAGUGAGUUGAAAGUAAAAUUUCUCAUUUAAAGAACCCAUCUGUUAAUGUAGUAAAUGUUGGGUUUAAAGAAAUAGCUCUGAUAAGGAAUUUUUAGAAGGAGAUACCUGGUAAAACUUAGUAAAACAGGUGGUUGGCUGCAUUUUUUAAGCCCAGUUUUUUACAUUUUAAAUUGUCGUUAUUGUGUAUAAAACCAGAUCAGACUAUAUUCUUCAUUUGAGGAGCAUCUAUAUAUUUAAUACACCUAAUGUAUUAUGUUGGAGUAUUUAAAUGUAAGUAUUUUAAUGAGUAAAUAGAAUUAAACUUUUUUAGAAAUAAAAUGAUAGGCAUGUAUGUAAAAUGAGAAAAAUAUGUUUAGUAAAUAUUUGCAUCUUUAAUAUUGUUAGUAAGUAGUAAACAGGUGUUUUGCUGAUUGAAAGGAAGUUAUCUUGGUAGAUUGAGACUCAAAGUGAAAUACAAAACUGAAAAUGUUUAUAAUAGGACUCGACUUGGAGAAAUUCCUAUUCUUCCUGUUGUCCAAACCAUAAAUUUAAGGAUAACCUGGACUUUUCUCUUCCCUCUUCGCCUAACCAGUUUUUCACCAAGUCCUGUGCCAUUUCACCUCCUAACGUUUGUCAGCUAUCCUUUUGCCUUUACCUCACCACUAUUACCUUAGAGAAGACUCAUUAUUUCUCACCUGGAUUACCAGCUCGAUCCCUAAUCUGCUUUAGUUCAUCCUUCUUGCUACUUCUA
This is a messenger RNA of Chlorocebus sabaeus (green monkey), 3535 nucleotides long. RefSeq names its product WD repeat domain 89 (gene WDR89). Gene Ontology annotation, molecular function: protein binding. NCBI's taxonomy places the organism in Eukaryota, Metazoa, Chordata, Mammalia, Primates, Cercopithecidae. The record is from RefSeq and is a predicted model, not a curated record.